UUGCUGGUAGUCAUCCAGGGGAAGCCCCCACGAGAAGUAGUGUUGUCAUAGACGACACUCCCGCAAGACGUCUGUUAGUCCGGCCUCGACGCGAUGGAGGAACCCUUCGUCGCCGCCACUGAGGACUUGGCUGUUCUCGCUGACAGGAUUAAGACCGAUUUUCCAGAAUCUGUUUCGUUUUACAACAGCUUGCUCCUUCACGCCCGCGGGCAUGCUCGAGCCUACUCCUUCUACACUCUAAAGGCGGCGCCACAUUCUCACGUUAUCAUGUGGUGCCAUUCUGAGAGGAAUGAGGAAUUGCAGAAAACUGAUAGUUGGCUAGCCCUCCAUUGUCGCAAAGAGGAAGUUGUUUUGCUGAAGGAGGCUCUGCACCAGACACGCUUGCUAGACUGGGAAGGACGGCUGUGUAUCUACCACGUCCCUGAGUACCUGAAGAAUGCGGUACAGGCAGUAGCUGCGGCCAGGGCGGGUCAGGAACUAGAUCCUUCCCCAUGCUACACUUUCGUCUAUCAACCCCAGCUGGAGGAACCAAUUAGGUGCAGUGCUGGGCUCCGCGUUUAUCGCCUCGGCAGAAAAGGAGUCCGCCACAUGCUGGACACGAGUAAGUUCGACAAGAACAAGAACUUCGACGAGAUGCUGCGCCUCGUCAGGAGCGCCCCCUCGGCCGGCGUGUACGAGGACCCGAACGUCGAAUCCGAGGCAGUCGUCGACGCAGCCAGCCUCCCCUUCGGCCCGGAGGAGGAGACGCCCGUUGCAUGGAUCACGACCUCGUUCUACGGUGGCCUGGCCAUCCUCAUGACGGAGGAGAGGCACCGAGGGCGCGGUCUGGCCAAGCUGGUUACUCAAGUGGCGGCCAGGAUGCUGGCUGGCCAAGGCUACGUUCCGCACGCCCACGCCGAGGCCAUGAAUGUCCCUUCUGUCAUGAUGUUUAAGAAUCUCCCCGGCUGGCAGGAGAUGCACGGGGUUUAUUUCAUGCACAAAGUAUAAUUCUUGUGAUACAUUAACAUCCAAGGCGUCAAUAAAGAUAUGAAUAUU
Messenger RNA from Penaeus indicus, 1035 nucleotides. RefSeq lists its product as uncharacterized. Gene Ontology annotation, molecular function: glycine N-acyltransferase activity. The transcript is spliced from 5 exons. The record is from RefSeq and is a predicted model, not a curated record. Gene Ontology annotation, cellular component: mitochondrion. Bases 94 to 987 code for a protein of 297 amino acids. Lineage: Eukaryota; Metazoa; Arthropoda; Malacostraca; Decapoda; Penaeidae.